UUAUAGCGGGACUGCGGUGGGCAUUCUGACACUGGGAGGGAACUGACUAACUGUCACUGACAUACCCAGUGACACCAAUACAGUGAUCAAUGCUAAUAAAAAGCACUGACACUGUACUAAUGACACUGGGCAGGAAAGGGUUGACAUGUGGGGUGAUCAAAGGGUUAACUGUGUGCUUUUUUACAAUGUGGGCUGUGCGAGUGCUUUCCACUGUAAGCACACUGCUUUGUAUGGCUCUGCUAGGUAGAGCCAUACAAAGCAGAGUGCAGGAGCUGACAGGGGAGAGAUCUGUAUUGUUUACAUACAGGUCUCUCCCCCAAAAUGCAAAAUCA
Messenger RNA from Staurois parvus, 332 nucleotides. Lineage: Eukaryota; Metazoa; Chordata; Amphibia; Anura; Ranidae. The record is from the annotation of a GenBank genome assembly.